Musa acuminata subsp. malaccensis (wild Malaysian banana) is the source of this 1069-nucleotide messenger RNA. RefSeq names its product myb-related protein 306. The record is from RefSeq and is a predicted model, not a curated record. Lineage: Eukaryota; Viridiplantae; Streptophyta; Magnoliopsida; Zingiberales; Musaceae. Gene Ontology annotation, biological process: response to auxin.
CUUGCCUUUGCCCCCUUUGUGUCGAAGAGGAGGAGCAAAAGGAGGGAAGGAAACGGACACCAUCUUUGUAUACAUAUACUCUCUCUCUCUCUCUCUCUCUCGUUCUUCAUUCCUCGAGGAACAAUAGCCCAAGGGCGACAUGAGCAGGCCACUGGGUUCUGAGACGGUUGGUGUGAAGAAGGGUCCUUGGACGCCAGAAGAGGAUCUAAUCUUGUUCUCCUACAUCAAGGAGCAUGGUCCAGGAAAAUGGAAUGAUGUUCCUGUCAAGACCGGUCUCAUGAGAUGCAGCAAGAGCUGCAGGCUCAGGUGGACAAACUACCUGAGGCCAGGAAUCAAGCGUGGCAACUUCACCGAUCAAGAGGAUAGAAUGAUAGUUCACCUCCAAGCUCUCCUUGGCAACAGAUGGGCUGCCAUAGCUUCUUAUCUACCUGAAAGGACUGACAACGACAUCAAGAACCACUGGAACGCCCAUCUGAAGAAGAAGCUCAGGAAGCUCGAUGCUGAUGCCGACGUCUCGAAGAGCGGCAGCAAGAAGCAUUCCAACGAGCAGUCCAUCUCCAGAGGACAGUGGGAGAGGUGUCUCCAAACCGACAUCCACAAGGCGAAGCGAGACUUGUGCGACGCCUUGUUGAUCGAGAAGCCGAGCUCCCCGCCUCACUCCAAGUUCCCCUCCGACGCCAGCAGCAGCACGCCGUGCGCAUCGAGCACGGACGACAUGGCCGGGCUUCUCCAAGGCUGGACCACCGAUGACUCGCCGAAACCCGGAGAUUCAUCCUCCAGCCAUCGGUUUGCCGACUCCAUGAGCGAGGUUUGGGCGGACCAAGCACCACUCAUCCUGUUCGAUCCGUGGUUCUUUGACGACAGCUCGGCGCAGGGGCAAGAGAAGCUUUUCGGCAUGGCGAUGGAUGAAACAGCUGAAUUGUUUUAAGAAAUUGCUGUCGCUUCUCGAGUCCUUGUCUUCUUCCGACGCAUUACCAUCGCAGAUUUCAAAGGUGUAGGACAUGGAACUGUCACUUGUGACGAACCUAUAUAAAAAGAUCCAAUACAGUGACUAAUAAGCACAUUUGAA